Messenger RNA from Eufriesea mexicana, 840 nucleotides. RefSeq names its product piggyBac transposable element-derived protein 4-like. The record is from RefSeq and is a predicted model, not a curated record. The coding region runs from base 1 to 840 and encodes 279 amino acids. Lineage: Eukaryota; Metazoa; Arthropoda; Insecta; Hymenoptera; Apidae. The transcript has a single exon.
AUGCUCUACGAUGAGGAAAUAUAUGCUGAUCCGUUAUCAGAAGAGGAUAAUUGCUCUGAUAGCGAAAGUGACAGUGAUUCGGACAGUGGAAGCGAUAUCAUGGUGAGACGAUUCAAAAAUAAGGGAAGACCAAUAAUUAGUGAAUCUGAAAGUGAUGAAGAGAAUUCUGUGGCAAAUGAUUGGUCAAAAGUUAAUUUUAAACUUGACUUUCAUGCUUGCCUGCAACGGUUUGGGUUACAGGUACCAUGCACACCAGACAUAUUAUCAACUGUGGAAUUGUUCAUUGGGGAUGAUUUAUUUAAUUUAUUUGUCACACAAACAAACUUAUAUCGUAAUCAUCAGAAUAAUGAUAACAACAAUGCACCAACAAAGAAUAAAACUUGGAUUGAUACAAAUGUUGUAGAAAUGAAAGAAUUUUGGGGGCUUGUUAUCAUAAUGAGAAUAGUAAAAAAGCCACAAAGAGACGAUUAUUGGCCUACCCACCCAGGAUUACAUACAUCUAUUUUCGGGAACACAAUGCAAAGAAACAGAUUUCGGCAGUUGUGGAAGUAUUGGCACUUCAGCAAUAAUGAGUACUGUCAAGAAAGGCUUGAUAAAAUAAAACCAGUCUACACAAACCAGGUAGAAAAAUUUCAAAAAAUUUAUAAACCCGAGAAAGAAUUAUCGCUGGAUGAAAGUAUCAUUCCUUGGAGGAGCAGGUUAUCUUUUCGUACAUAUAACCCUGCAAAAAUUAUAGAAUAUGGAAUUUUAGUCCGUAUGGUGUGUGAGACGAUACAAGUUCAGAGAUACAAGUUCAUCUGUCUGACACGAGGAAGUCAGCGGCAGGUUGUAACGGCAUAA